This is a messenger RNA of Calidris pugnax (ruff), 1548 nucleotides long. It is a transcript of the gene IL13RA2, whose product is annotated as interleukin 13 receptor, alpha 2. The transcript is spliced from 9 exons. NCBI's taxonomy places the organism in Eukaryota, Metazoa, Chordata, Aves, Charadriiformes, Scolopacidae. Gene Ontology annotation, cellular component: external side of plasma membrane. Bases 119 to 1270 code for a protein of 383 amino acids. Gene Ontology annotation, biological process: cytokine-mediated signaling pathway. The record is from RefSeq and is a predicted model, not a curated record. Gene Ontology annotation, molecular function: protein binding; cytokine receptor activity.
GGGUGGAAUGCCCUGGUUGAGCUGAAGCCUUUCUACUCCCCUUUUUAUUUCCCCAGCCUCCUGUCCCGUGUGCUGCAGGACGGCUCCCCUGAGGCCACGCACCUUCCCCGACCUCGGAAUGGCUCUCGGGUGGCUCUGGGCUCUCUCCACCGCGCUGCUGUGGGGCUGCCUGCUCUCUUCCUCCUCCUCCUCCUCCUCCCACAUCACAGUUGCUCCCCCACAAGACCUCCAGAUCACGGAUCCUGGACUCUUAGGUGUUCUCGAUAUCGAGUGGAAACCUCCACCCGACGUACACACCUUCAAUGAAUGCACAGUGAAAUACAAGUUCGAAUACCGCAGCGCUGGUGAUGGAGACUGGAAGGUUAUUUUUACUAGGAAGCUAAAAUUCAGAGUUGGAUUUGACCUCAGCAGGACUGCUGAAGUGAGGGUCCAGACGCUGCUCGAAGGAACAUGUACCGAUGACGUGGAGGUGCAAAGUGACUGGAUUUAUGCUACCUUUCAGGUCCCAUUGCCAGGAAAACUGGAAUCAGAGGUUCAGAAUUUCCACUGCAUCUAUCAUGACUGGGAAUACCUCAAGUGCACUUGGCAACCAGGUCUCCUCGCUCCUCGGGGCGUACAUUAUGGACUAUAUUAUUGGUACGAGGGGCUGGACCACGCCGUGCAGUGCGAUGACUAUAUUCAGGACCGGGGCAUAAACAUCGGCUGCAGGUUGCAAAACCUGAGCCAGGCAGAAUAUCAGGAUCUGAGCAUCUGUGUCAACGGCUCUGCGGCAGCCACCCUGCUGCGGCCGCUGUACGUCACCCUCCGCCUCCACAACCUGGCGAAGCCCUCGCCCCCGGAGCAGCUGGUGGUCUCCGUGUCUGCAGUGGAGGAGCUCCAGGUGGCCUGGAGCCCACCGGCAGGGGGGACGCCGCCCCAUUGCCUGGAGUACGAGGUCCAGCUGGCCCAGGAGGAGGAGGAGGCCGAGGCUGCCUGGGCGUCUGUGUCAACGCAAAUGGAGACCGCUUUAACAAUUUCCAGAGCGAAUAAAAGCCACAUUUCCUGUGUUCGUGUCAGGGGGAGAACAAAUAUUUUCUGUGCUGACCAGGGCUUCUGGAGUGACUGGACGCAGGAGUGUUUCUCUGUGGCCAGAAAAGAGGACACACAGCUAUAUAUCCUCAUUCCAGUCAUUCUGAGUUUGUCCAGUAGCCUCCUAAUAUUUAUGUUGAUUGGCCAGUGCAAGAAAAGAUCCCCAGCAGGAAAGCCGUUGCAUGCACCGGUGGGAUGCUAGCUCUGCCUGCGACUGCUGCACCGCCUGUGUUUGAUGGAUUGCUCUCACAACAUCAUCCCAAGGACAGCCGAGAAGCCCUGAGCUUUUUGUAGCCCACAGGGGUCUUCCCUACCUGCUGCCACUUGCGAGGGAGGUUGUUGCAAUUCAAGUCCUCAACAAGCCCAGGAAAACAUUGGAGGCGUUUUAAUCUGACUCUGGAGCAGGCUGCUUCUGAUAACAGGAGAAGGGAGAAAAAGGACGCAGUGGAAACUACCGUGAAUAAAGAUAACACGUUGUUC